UCAGUUAAAUUUUAGGCGUUGUUGAAGUAGCGUCUUUUUUUUAAUUUCUUAAUUAAAUUUUAAUUGUUUCGUAUUUUGUCUUAAUUCUUUUAUCUAAUUGUUACCUUUCACAUGGCUAAAUUAAUCACUUUGGAUGGUGUUCAAUUCGCCGGAGAACCUUUUGGUUACAUACAAGAAGUAACCGGUGAACUUGUUUUCCAAACUGGUAUGGUUGGUUAUGUGGAAGCUUUAACUGACCCUUCGUAUUUUGAUCAAAUUUUAGUUCUUACCUAUCCUCUUAUUGGUAAUCAUGGUGUUCCUGAUUAUCAACAAUUAGACGAAUUUGGUAUUGCAAAAUUUUUUGAAUCAACCAAAAUUUGGGUAAAAGCUUUGGUUGUUGAUGAAUUGUGCCUUAAUUAUAGCCACUGGAAUGGUAAAUAUUCACUUGAUGAAUGGCUCAAGGUAAAUAAAGUGUUGGGAAUCAAAGGUAUUGACACCCGAGCUUUAACCAAAUAUAUAAGAGAUAAAAAAACUCAAAUUGCUCAGAUUAAGUUAACCUCUUCAAGUUUAACCACAAUACCUCAAAAUCCACUAUACAUUGGUAAUUAUGUUGCUGCUGUUUCAACCCGUACAAUUAAAGUUUACAAUCAACAAGGUAGUCCAAAUAUUUGUAUGGUUGAUUGUGGUGCUAAAUUUAAUCAGAUUCGUUGCUUUUUAAAUCGUGGAGCAAAAGUUACUCUUGUUCCUUGGGAUUAUGAUUUUAUUGAGAAUCUUAAUCUGUUUGAUGGUAUCUUCCUCUCUAAUGGUCCUGGUAAUCCUGAAGAUUGUGACAUGAUAAUUAAACGAGUUCGUCAUCUUUUAAACAAUACCACAGAUCGAUCAACAAUCAAACCCAUUUUUGGUAUAUGUUUAGGUCAUCAAAUUUUAUCUCUUGCUGCUGGAGCUUCAACUUAUAAGAUGAAUUUUGGAAAUCGUGGUCAUAAUCAACCUUGUCUAUUCAAAGACACCAAACGUUGUUUUGUCACCUCACAAAAUCAUGGUUACGCAGUGGACAUUGCAAGUCUACCCUCUGAGUGGUCAUCUUUAUUUACCAAUGCAAACGAUGACUCCAAUGAAGGCAUUUAUCAUACCGACAAACCUUUUUUUAGCGUUCAAUUUCACCCCGAACAUAAAGCUGGACCCGAUGACUUGGAAUCAUUAUUUGAUGUCUAUUUAGAUUUAAUUAGAAAACAUUCAGAGGGAAUUAAGGUUAUCGAUUUAAUAACUGAACAUUUAAAUAUUCCAAAACCAAAAGAAACACCUAAAUAUAAGAAAGUAUUAAUCCUUGGAUCAGGAGGUUUAUCAAUUGGUCAAGCGGGUGAAUUUGAUUAUUCGGGUAGUCAAGCGAUCAAAGCAAUGAAAGAAGAAGGAGUUUCAACCGUUCUGAUUAAUCCAAAUAUCGCCACUGUUCAAACGAAUCCUGGACUCGCUGAUAAGGUUUACUUUUUACCGAUAACCCAAGAAUAUGUUACCGAAGUGAUUAAACUUGAACGUCCGGAUGGUGUUUUAUUAAUGUUCGGUGGUCAAACUGCUUUAAAUUGUGGAAUUGAACUGGACAAGGCUGGUGUUUUUAAACAAUAUUCCAUAACCGUGAUGGGAACCCCCAUAGAGUCAAUAAUUAACUCAGAAGAUCGGAAAUUAUUUGCUGAACAGGUUGACUCCAUUGGUGGUAGGGUUGCCCCCUCGGGUGCUGCUUAUUCAGUUGAAGAAGCGAUUGCAACAGCUAAACGAUUAGGUUAUCCAAUUUUAAUUCGAGCUGCUUAUGCACUUGGUGGCCUUGGAUCAGGAUUUGCUCAUGAUGAAUGUGAAUUACGAAAAAUUGUUUCCAAAGCAUUAGUUCACUCGAAUCAAGUUUUACUCGAUAAAAGUUUAAAAGGAUGGAAAGAGAUUGAAUAUGAAAUAAUUCGUGAUUCAUAUGAUAAUUGUAUUGCAAUUUGUAAUAUGGAAAAUCUUGACCCGCUUGGUAUUCAUACUGGUGAAUCAAUUGUUGUCGCACCAAGUCAAACCCUUUCUGACUCAGAAUAUUAUCUUUUAAGAGCAAUGUCAAUCAAAAUUGUCCGACAUCUUGGAGUAAUAGGUGAAUGUAAUGUACAAUUUGCUCUUAAUCCAGAGAGUGAAGAAUUUUUUAUCAUUGAAGUUAAUCCGAGACUUUCAAGGUCAUCAGCUUUAGCAAGUAAAGCCACCGGUUAUCCAUUAGCCUAUGUUGCAGCAAAAUUAUCUCUUGGGAUCUGUCUCUCUGAUCUGAACAACUCAGUAACCGGAUCGACGACUGCCUGUUUUGAACCAAGUCUAGACUAUUGUGUCGUUAAAAUACCGAGAUGGGAUUUGGGUAAAUUUACUGGAGUCUCUCGUCGUAUUGGCAGUUCCAUGAAAUCGGUCGGUGAAGUGAUGGCCAUUGGUCGCCGAUUUGAGGAAGCCUUUCAAAAGGCUCUACGAAUGGUCCACGAAGGUUGUUCCGGUUUCGAUCCUGGUUCUGAAGAGCCCACACCACAAAAACUUGAAUGUCCAACCGACAGUAGAAUCUGGGUUCUAGCAGCAGCACUUCGAGACAAUUAUUCAAUCGAAAAGUUAAACUCACUGACCGCUAUUGAUAAAUGGUUUCUCUUUAAGAUGAAGGGUCUCAUCGAUCAACAGAAAUUACUUAAAACUUUUUCCUCUUCAACCAUAACUUCAGAGGUUAUUUUACAAUCGAAAAAACUUGGUUUCUCUGAUAAGCAAAUUGCCUCGUGUAUCGGUUCAGUUGAACAUAAUAUUCGAGUCCUUCGAAACUCUAGUAAUCCUCCGAUUCGACCUUUUAUUCGUAAAGUUGAUACAGUUGCCGCUGAAUAUCCAGCGACUACUAAUUAUCUUUAUCUUACUUACAAUGCAUCUGAAGAUGAUGCUGAAAACAUUUAUUCAUCUGAAAUAAAUAAAAACGCCGUUAUCGUCAUUGGAUCGGGUGUUUAUCGUAUUGGAAGUUCAGUUGAAUUUGAUUGUUGUGCAGUUGGUUGUGUUUCUCAACUUCGUAAGAUGAACAAAACUACAAUCAUGAUUAAUUAUAAUCCUGAAACCGUUUCCACUGAUUACGAUAUGUGCGAUCGAUUGUAUUUCGAUGAAAUAUCAUUCGAGGUUGUAAUGGAUAUUUAUGAGAUUGAAAAUCCUUGUGGUAUAAUUUUAAGUAUGGGUGGACAAUUACCUAAUAAUAUUGCGAUGGAUCUUCAUCGGCAAAAUGCUCGAAUACUGGGAACAUCUCCAGAGUCUAUCGAUGGAGCUGAAAAUCGUUUCAAAUUUUCUCGACUUUUAGAUAUUAAGGGAAUCGAUCAGCCCAAAUGGAGAGAAUUAACCGACAUUGAGGGUGCGAAAAAUUUUUGCGCUGAAACAUCAUACCCUUGUAUCGUUCGUCCAUCUUAUGUUCUAAGUGGAGCAGGAAUGAUCGUCGCUUUCAAUGAUAACGAACUGUCCAAUUAUUUGGCUAAAGAAGCGACUGUGAAUCGAGACCAUCCAGUUGUAAUCUCGAAAUACAUUGUUGGUGCUAAAGAAAUUGACGUUGAUGCGGUUGCUCGUGAUGGCGAAUUGGUCAAAAUGGCCGUUUCGGAGCAUGUUGAAAAUGCUGGUGUCCAUUCAGGUGAUGCAACACUUAUCACUCCUCCAAAUGAUCUGAAUGAGGAGACACUUGCUAGAAUUAAGGAGAUCUGUGCAGCCAUCGGUCAAGCUCUUGCUGUCAAUGGUCCAUAUAAUAUGCAGUUAAUUGCGAAAAACAAUCAACUUUACGUGAUCGAAUGUAACCUUCGAGUAUCGCGAUCUUUUCCAUUUGUCUCUAAAACUCUUGAUUUUGACUUUGUUGCUUUGGCUACUCAGGUAAUCAUGGGAGCCUAUGAACCAGUUAAUGCCGAUUUUAUUUUCAGUCCAAUUGUUACUAAUACAAGAGUCGGUGUUAAGGUUCCUCAAUUUUCAUUUUCUCGAUUGGCUGGAGCUGAUGUUGCUCUCGGUGUUGAAAUGGCCUCAACGGGAGAAGUUGCUUGUUUUGGUGAAGAUAAAUACGAAGCUUAUCUCAAAGCUCUCAUGAGUACCGGUUUUCGUAUUCCAAAGCGUAAGGUCGCUUUUCUAUCGAUUGGUGGCUACGAAAGGAAAGACGAACUUUUGGGAAGUGUUCGACUUCUUAAAGCGAUGAGAUAUAAACUUUACGGAAGUCAAGGAACAGCUGAUUAUUAUACUCACAAAGGCAUUAGCAUGGAAGUGAUUGAGUGGCCAUUUGAAGAGAUUGGAAAUGAAAAUCCAACAAUUAACAUAGUUGAUGCUAUUGUAACAUCUUUAGCGGAGAAAGAGUUUGAUCUAAUUAUAAACGUUCCCAUGAGAAGUCGAGGAGCUCGUCGAGUGUCAACUCUUGGUUAUCGUGCCAGAAGAUUUGCCAUUGAUCAUUCGGUUCCCCUAAUUUCCGAUGUUAAAUGUGCUCGAUUAUUGAUCGAUGCUCUUAAUUUCAUUGAAGGUUCACCCAAGGUUAAAACUCACAUUGAUUGUUUAACAGCAAGAAAAAUUAUUCGACUUCCAGGUUUAAUUGAUGUUCAUGUUCACCUUCGUGAACCAGGAGGAGAGGAGAAAGAAGAUUUCAUUAGCGGAACCUCGGCCGCUCUAGCCGGAGGUAUAACAAUGGUCUGUGCAAUGCCAAACACGAAUCCGGCCUUAGUUGAUUCUGAAACUUUGGCCAAAGUCCGUUCAUUGGCCAAAGCAAAAGCUAAAUGUGAUUAUGCCUUUUUCAUUGGAGCCACACCUUUGAAUGCUGAAUUGAUACCUGGUUUAGUUAAAUCACCAAGUCCCGUUAUUGGAUUAAAAAUGUAUCUAAACAACACCUACGGAACUUUGACCAUGUCAAAUUUUUCUGAUUGGAUUAAACACUUUGAACAUUGGCCAAAAGAUUUACCAAUUGUUGCUCAUGCCGAGGGCCGUGAUACCGCUGCAAUUAUCAUGGUUGCAAGUAAAUAUCAACGAUCAGUUCACAUUUGUCAUGUUGCCCGAGCGGAAGAGAUUUUCAUCAUUAAAGCAGCUAAAGAAGAGGGUAAAAAGGUCACCUGUGAGGUGUGUCCUCAUCAUCUUUUCUUGUGUGAAGACGAUGUCCUUACGAUUGGUGAAUCUAAGAGUUCAGUGAAACCUCCACUAGUUAAAAAAUCUGAUCAACAAGCUUUAUGGGCUAAUUUAGAUGUGGUUGAUUGUUUUGCAACUGAUCAUGCACCUCACCUUUUAGCUGAAAAAGAUAAACAAUUCUGUCCUGGUUUUCCGGGUUUAGAGACAAUUCUUCCCCUUUUAUUGACCGCUGUCCAUGAGAAACGAUUAACACUCAAAGACAUUUUAACCAAACUUUACAUUAAUCCAAGACGUAUUUUUAAUCUACCGGAUCAAGACGAUACUUACAUUGAAGUUGAUUUAGAUGAAUCUUGGACUAUACCUGAAUCAUUGCCUUACACAAAAGCUGAUUGGACUCCGUUUGCUGGACGGCAGGUUAAAGGUCGAGUCCGUCGAGUUGUACUUCAUGGUGAAGUUGCUUUCAUUGAUGGUCAAGUUUUGGUUCCACCAGGUUUUGGUACUGAAGUUUGUCCAUUAACAGAAAAUGACCGAUCAAAGGAAUUACCUCGGCUAAUCGCUUCCGAGAUUUAUUCUGAUAUGAUGGGUGAACUAAAAUUAACUGACCUUGGAGAAAUGACCAGUAAACCAGAUGUUAUUUUGACCGGUGGUGAUAAAUUGUCACUUCCCACUCCACCGAUCACCAUGAUUACUCCAAACAAAGAAUCAGUCGCUAUUUCUAAACGUCAUCCCAAGUACAUUCCAGUGACCUACGAAGACGAUACCCUACGUAAUAAAGAUAUUCUUUCGGUUGACAUGUUUUCCGCUCGAACACUUCAUGUUCUUUUCAAUUGUGCCCAAGAAGUUAAGAAACUAGUCGAAAAGAGAGUCUCCAUUUGUGAUAUUCUUCGAGGCUUCACUCUUGGUCUUUAUUUCCACGAACCCUCCAGCCGAACCUUUCACUCAUUCAACACUGCCAUGAUACGUUUGGGAGGUUCCGUUGGUAAAUUUGACCCUGAAGAUUCAUCUCAACGUAAAGGGGAAACUUUCGAGGAUACAAUUAAAACGAUGUCUUCCUAUUAUGAUGUUUUGGUUAUCCGUCAUCCCGAAAUUGGUGCCGCUAGAAAAGCCGCCGAUGUCUCUCCUAUUCCAGUUGUUAACGGCGGUGAUGGAACCGGUGAACAUCCGACUCAAGCCUUACUUGAUGUUUUCACUAUUCGUGAAGAAAUUGGAACAGUUAAUGGACUAAUUAUAUCUCUUGUCGGUGAUCUUCUCAACGGUCGAACUGUUCACUCAUUAGCUAAACUAUUGUCUCAUUACAAUGUUCGAUUGCGUUUAGUUUCUCCUCGAAAUCUGCAACUUCCUGAUUCGGUUAAAUCUUAUCUGGUAGAGAAACAAAUUCCCUUUGAAGAGAUAACAUCACUCGAAGAGGCUUUGCCCGAUUCCGAUGUUAUUUACAUGACACGAAUUCAAAAGGAAAGGUUCAAAAAUGAAAACGAUUACAACAAUUGUCGAGGUUCUUAUAUAAUUACACCCGAACUAAUGUCCAAGGCCAAGAAAAAGAUGAUUGUUAUGCAUCCGCUACCUCGAAACGACGAGAUCAAUUCAACCUUUGACAAAGAUCCUCGAGCUGCUUAUUUCCGACAGAUGAGGAACGGAAUGUUUGUCCGAAUGGCCUUACUUGCAAUGAUUUUUGGCCGAACAAUUUCAUCUACUUAAUUAUCCUUGACAAUCAACGAGAAGAAAUCAACUUUUUUUAUAUUAAUGACUUUAAUUGCAACACUUUUUGUUUUCUAACUUAAAGAUUUUAAAACUUUUUUUACAUGAAGAAAAAAAAAUCAAUCUCUCAACAAAUGAUUUUAAUUGCGUUCUAAUUGCAAUCAUUUUGAUUUUACUAAAUGGAUUUUAUUAAUGAACAAUUUCUUAAUUACUGACACACAACUGAACCAUUUAAACAUAAAGAAAAACAUUCCAACUAAUUAAUUGUUGUUUGUCUUCUUCUAUUACAAUAAAGAUCAUUUGUUUUCUUUUGAGAAAAA
Messenger RNA from Panonychus citri (citrus red mite), 7091 nucleotides. RefSeq names its product CAD protein-like (gene rudimentary). The coding region runs from base 112 to 6771 and encodes 2219 amino acids. The transcript has 5 exons. Gene Ontology annotation, molecular function: aspartate carbamoyltransferase activity; ATP binding; metal ion binding. Lineage: Eukaryota; Metazoa; Arthropoda; Arachnida; Trombidiformes; Tetranychidae. The record is from RefSeq and is a predicted model, not a curated record. Gene Ontology annotation, cellular component: cytoplasm; carbamoyl-phosphate synthase complex. Gene Ontology annotation, biological process: 'de novo' pyrimidine nucleobase biosynthetic process; L-arginine biosynthetic process; L-glutamine metabolic process.